AUGUCACCCUUCGGGUUUUCUACUACUUCUGAAGAAGUCUGCGCGACAUUUGCAAACAGGAUCAAGGGCCGAACGUUUCUGGUAACCGGCACUAGCACCAAAGGCCUUGGUGCAUCCUGCGCAACACAACUUGCCCGACAGUCUCCAGAGCAAAUCAUCCUCGUGUCCCGGACCAAAGCAAAGGUGGAACCCGUGAUUGAAGAAAUCAAGGCAAUCAAUGCAAGCAUCAGAGUGACGUUCGUGGAAUACGAACUGACCGACUUUGACUCGGUGCGAAAAGCUGCAGAGCAGAUCUUGUCCGACAAAGGUAUCAGCAAGAUCGAUGCCGUGAUCAACAACGCAGGCGUCAUGAAUGUCAAGGAAUACACUACCGACAAGCAAGGCAACGAGUUGACUUUCUCCGCCAAUCACUUGGGCCACUUCCUCCUCACUAAUCUGAUCAUGCCGAAGAUUCUGGCAGCAGGGAAAGGCUCAAGGAUUGUCAAUGUCACAUCACGAGGCCAUCGCAUCAGCUCAGUACGCUUCAGCGACCCGGCGUUCUCAAAUGGUAAAGACUACGAUGGCUGGUCCGCCUACGGCCAGUCCAAGACUGCAAAUAUUCUUUUCAGCUUCGAGCUCGCAAGACGACUGGGCGAACGUGGCAUAUUUGCCUACUCCGUCCACCCAGGUGGAAUUUGGGACACCGGGCUGACCACUCACCUGGAGAACAAAGACUUCGAAGAAAUUGAUGCCAUUGCAUUGAAGAACACCGGAGUUCCCUGGCCGGGUGUGGACAAGCCGAAGACUAUGUCUCAAGGGUCAUCGUCUCUCCUAGCUGCGGCACUAGAUCCUGCUUUCGAGAGCCAAAAUGGACACUUCGUUGAAGACUGUCAGUUGAGUGAGCCAUUAGGAUACGCAACAGAUGAAGGAAAUGCAAAGGAUCUAUGGGUGCUGAGCGAAGAGUUGGUGGGGCAGAAGUUUGAUGUCUAA
Messenger RNA from Phaeoacremonium minimum UCRPA7, 969 nucleotides. Its product is annotated as putative short-chain dehydrogenase protein. NCBI's taxonomy places the organism in Eukaryota, Fungi, Ascomycota, Sordariomycetes, Togniniales, Togniniaceae. The transcript has a single exon. The coding region runs from base 1 to 969 and encodes 322 amino acids. The record is from RefSeq and is a predicted model, not a curated record.